GGAUGAGCUACUUUUUCAUGUCUUGAAUAAUUACACCUUUUUAGUCCCCCUACUCUCACCCGCACUAUUUUCUUCCUCUCAUCCAUUCUACUCUAUUGUGCGUGCUUAGGACGACCAACAUUGUUGUAUUACUGCAAUGACAGCAGUAUAGAGGAUCCGGUCUUAACCAUCAAUAAACUACUUGUCACGGACGCAACAUACCUACGCUUGCAUGAGAUGUCGGAACCCCGCCUUUUCACGGUUCGACCACUUUCAAAGCAAGCGAGAAAUGACUAUAGAGAUGCGUUCCGUGUUUAUUUAUCAUCUUCGUCACUGGCUGCUCUUAAACUCCGAGCCGGGGAUGCUUGCACUGUGAAUCACUCCGGCGACUGCACGAAGACCGCCAUAGUUUGGAAUGCCACCGAAAACAUACAGAACACAGUCGUACAGACCUCCAGGACACUCCAGGAUUGCUAUGACAUUAAGCUUGGUGAGAAGGUCUCUAUCUCAAGAAUCGAUGGUCCCUUAGAAGAGAUCGAAUCAGUUUCUCUGGUGGAAUGUUCUGAUAUCGACCGAAUUACAAGAUAUGGACCCCUUCCCCCUACGGAGAGACAUCACUGGGGCUGGGCUUUGGAGUUUCCUCUUUCUAGAUGUGAUGCUGUCGCUAUUGGUCUUAUAUUUGAUUUAGAGCUCAAGGGCCAACGAAGAAGCUUCAAAGUAGCAACUAUGCGGGCUUUGAAUCGAAGUACUAAUAGCACAUUAUUGCGGUUUACCGAAAACUCCAAAGCUUUUAUUGGGACCGAUUUAGAUGGAGAGAAGGGAGCCCAAAGAUUCAAUAUCCAAGUACAGCCAUCUGGCUUGGGUGGAUUAGGCCGCCAGAUUGAUAGUGUUAACCAGUGUCUUGCUGACUUCAACUUGGGCUCAGGAAAUGUGGCGAUGCCUUCUUUCUACGAGCCUACUCGAGGCGUGCUUCUUUAUGGCCCAAAGGGAACAGGCAAAACUUCCCUCCUCCGCCAAAUACAAGCUGCCGGUUGGAGAAAAGCAUUCAAUAUAGGCUCUUCCACGUUCAGUAGGAAUAUUGGCGAUAGCGAAGCUAAGCUACGCAAUAUUUUCCAAGAAGCAAUUCGUUGUCAGCCGAGUGUUGUGGUAAUCGACCAGUUGGAAUUCAUUGCCCCUAAGCGCACAUCAUUGGAUUCCCAGUCUCUGACGUCUGUUCUAUGUGAAUGUUUAGACCUUGCGAAAGGCGCUCUGGUUUUGGUUGUAGCAGCAUCUCGGCACCCCAACGAAGUCGAUGACGCUUUGAGGACUCCACAUCGACUAGCGAUUGAGAUUGAACUCCAUAUCCCUACAACCCAUGAUCGAGCCCAGAUCCUGCGUGCUAUUUGCGGAUAUCAAUCUCCCGUAAUAAAUGAUACUCUCAUAGCUGUGAUGGCGGAAAAGACUCACGGCUAUGUUGGUGCCGAUCUGUUUGCUUUGCUCCAACUCGUUUGCCGCAAGGCGCGCCAGAGACAGAUCGACGUUCAAUCAAACGACUGGCCUUCAGGACACGCGUCCAUGUUUUCCAGUGACUCAAGUGAAAACACCACCCUCAAGGAAACUGUGCCUUUGGAAGUCCAAGAAGCCGACGUAUUAUCGGCCAUACAAGAAAUUCGUCCCACUGCGAUGCGGGAGAUUUUCUUAGAGACACCGAAAGUGAGAUGGUCAGACAUUGGAGGACAGCAUGAAAUCAAACGGCGCCUCCAAAAGGCCGUUGAAAGGCCUCUAAUGUAUCCGGAACGAAUGAGGAGGCUUAAUGUAAAUAGUAAGAAAGGCAUUCUGCUAUACGGACCACCGGGUUGCUCUAAGACCUUGACUGUCAAAGCGCUUGCUACUGAAGCGGGCCUGAAUUUCAUGGCCGUGAAAGGUGCGGAAGUACUGAGUAUGUAUGUUGGGGAGUCGGAACGGGCCCUGCGGGACAUCUUCCGAAAGGCGCGAUCUGCAAGGCCUAGUAUCAUUUUUUUCGAUGAGAUUGAUGCGAUUGCUUCAAAGCGCAAUAGCACAUCCCAAGGGGGGGUCAACGUGCUCACCACUUUGCUGAACGAGAUGGAUGGAAUCGAGGAGUUAAAGAGUGUCUUGGUGGUGGCCGCGACUAAUAAACCCGAGGUAAUUGACCCUGCCUUGAUGCGCCCGGGUCGUUUAGACAAUCUUCUUUACAUUGGCCCCCCUGAUUUUGAGGCGCGGAAAGAGAUCUUUAAUAUUUGGUGUCGCAAAUCUGUUGUCCACCCUGGGGUAAGUUUGGAAGAACUGGCCGGUAAGACUGACGGCUACUCGGGGGCAGAAAUCGUGAGCAUUUGCGAGACUGCCGGAGAUGCUGCACUGGACGAGGAGGAAGAGACGGGUCAGACACAGGAGAUUCGGUGGGAACACUUCGAAAUGGCGCUCAAGCAAGUUAAGAGGCAGAUCACGGACAGUGUCAUCCAGCAGUACGAGCGAUGGGGGGAGUCAGUUGACAUUUAAUUUAGACUUGUGAUAGUCGUACUAUGUACAAACACUUUUCUUCGUUGGAUUGUUC
Molecule: messenger RNA, 2530 nt
Organism: Aspergillus alliaceus
Lineage: Eukaryota; Fungi; Ascomycota; Eurotiomycetes; Eurotiales; Aspergillaceae
Product: putative AAA family ATPase
Exons: 3
Coding region: 217-2475 (752 amino acids)
Cellular component (GO): cytoplasm
Molecular function (GO): ATP binding; ATP hydrolysis activity
Source: RefSeq, a predicted model, not a curated record